CGAAAAACGCCAGGGCGGAAGUACGGGCAGCUCCGCGCCGCGCAUGCGCACGGAGCGCCGCGACGCCACGGCGCGCACGGCUGACGUCAUCGCGGCGCGCCGCGGCAUGAGCGCGGCCGAGCGCGGCGCCGGCGGGCCCGGGGCUCCCGGUGGGCCCGGGGCUUCCGAGCCCGGCGGGGGCCGCAGGACGCGGGGCCGGCCGCGCCUCACCGACACCGACCGCGCCCGGCGGCGGCUGGAGUCGCGCAAGAAGUACGACGUGCGGCGGGUGUACCUGGGAGAGGCGCACGGGCCCUGGGUGGAGCUGCGGCGCCGCAGCGGAUGGAGCGACGCCAAACUGGCGGCGUACCUGCUGGGGCUGGAGCAGGGCCAGCGCGCCGGGCGGCGCGGCAAACCCUGGGAGCAGCUCCCGAAAAAACCCAAACGCAAGAAAAGGCGCCGGCGGAACGUGAACUGCCUGCGGCACGCGGUGAUCUGGUACGAGGACCACCGGCAGCGCUGCCCGUACGAGCCGCGCCUGGCGGAGCUGGACCCCUCGGUGGGGCUGUACACCACGGCCGUGUGGCAGUGCGAGCGCGGGCACCGCUACUUCCAGGACCUGCACUCGCCCCUGCGCCCGCCCAGCGACUCCGAGGGCGAUGACGCCCCCGGCUCCUCCUCCUCCUCCUCCUCCUCCUCCUCGGGGGGCUGCAGCUCGGGCUCGGAGGCGGCUGUGGGCGGGGGUCCCGCGGUGGCGGCGGCGCCCCCCGGGGGUCCCGAGGCGCUGGAGGCCGUGGUCUGCGUCCCCCUGCCCCUGCCCCUGCCCCGGGGGGGGCCGGACGGGGCCGAGCCCCCCGCGCUCCUGCAGGGCCCCCCGCUCCUGAUCCUGGGCUGCGAGGGGCUGGGGGGGCUGCAGCUCGGCCUGGGGGGGCACGGGGUGCUGCUGGGGGCGGGGGGCGCCUGCCCCGCCCCCCCUGACCCCCCACACCUGGCCAAGACAGAGGAGGAUGAGGAGGACCCGGUGCUGAGGCUGAAGCAGGAGGAGCUGCCCCCCCCCGCCGAGCUCCCCCCUCCGGAGCCCCCCCGGGAGCCCCCCCGGGACCCCUCCCCGGCUGAGGACCCCGAGGUGUCGACGAUCAUCUACGAGAUCCCCAAAGAGCCAGAGAGGCGCCGGCGGAGCCGCCGGGGCCGCGCCCCCUCCCCGGACCCCGAGGACCCCCCCGAGCCCCUCACCUGCCCCUACGGCGGCUGCGGGCAGGAGUUCAGCGCUCUCAGCGAAUUCCAGACCCACCUGAGCCUGGUACACCGCAGGGGCCGGAGCCAGGUGUGCCCCCAGCCCGGCUGCGGGAAGAGGUUUUACCUGGCCAAGCACCUGCGGCGGCACAUGGGCGUCCACUCAGGUGUGCGGGAGUUCACCUGCGACACCUGCGGGAAAUCCUUCAAGCGCAAGAACCACCUGGAGGUGCACAGGAGGACGCACACCGGGGAGACCCCCCUGCAGUGCGAGGUGUGCGGGUACCGCUGCCGCCAGCGCGCCUCCCUGACGUGGCACAUGCGGAGACACGGGGGGCUCAAGAGCCACCCCGAGCCCCGCGGCACGUAGGGACCCCCCGGCCUCAUCUGGGACCCCCGGCCUCAUCUGGGCCCCCCCAAACUCAUCUGGGCCCCCCAAACUCAUCUGGGCCCCCCCAGGACUGACCUGGACUCACCUGGGACCCCCAAACUCAUCUGGGCCCACCCCAGACUCACCUGGGCCACCCCAGACUUACCUGGGCCCAUCCUGGACUCACCUGGGGCCCCCCAAACUCACCUGGGCCCACCCAAGGACUCACCUGGGCCACCCCAGACUCACCUGGGGCCCCCCCAAACUCAUCUGGGGCCCCCCCAGGACUCACUUGGGCCCCCCCAGACUCACUUGGGCCCCCCCAAACUCACCUGGGCCCCCCCAAACUCACCUGGGGCCCCCCAAGGACUCAUCUGGGCCCACCCCGGACUCACCUGGGCCCCCCCGAACUCAUCUGGGCCCACCUCGGACUCACCUGGGGACCCCCAGGACUCACUUGGGCCCCCCAAGGACUCACCUGGGCCUCCCCAGGACUCACUUGGGCCCCCCAGGACUCACCUGGGCCCCCCCAGACUCACCUGGGCCCCCACCUGCUCACUGGCACCCCCAGAUGUUCCUGCAGCUGUACCUGGAGGUGAAGAAGAACCACCUGGGGGGGUCCUGAGCCCCUCCCCAGGACACCCCGAGCACCUCAGGGGCCUCUCGGGGGUCUCCUUGUGUGUGUCCCCCCCCGCCCAGGUGACCCUGUGCCCCCCCCCAGGUGUCCCCGUUGCCCUCCCCCUUCACCUUUUAUUUAUUUCCUCAUUCUCGCUGUCUCCCCCCUGGUUUUGGGGGGUUUUGGGGGGUUUUGGGGGGUUUGGGGGCUCUGGGUGGGGGGUGCAGACCCCUCUGGGACCCCCCCACACACAAAUCCAUUAAAAUCGGGACUUUU
Taeniopygia guttata (zebra finch) is the source of this 2474-nucleotide messenger RNA. RefSeq names its product zinc finger protein 653 (gene ZNF653). The record is from RefSeq and is a predicted model, not a curated record. Gene Ontology annotation, biological process: regulation of transcription by RNA polymerase II. Gene Ontology annotation, molecular function: transcription coregulator activity. Lineage: Eukaryota; Metazoa; Chordata; Aves; Passeriformes; Estrildidae. Gene Ontology annotation, cellular component: nucleus.